Molecule: messenger RNA, 3630 nt
Organism: Bombus impatiens (common eastern bumble bee)
Lineage: Eukaryota; Metazoa; Arthropoda; Insecta; Hymenoptera; Apidae
Gene: 14-3-3epsilon
Product: 14-3-3 protein epsilon
Exons: 4
Coding region: 232-1002 (256 amino acids)
Biological process (GO): signal transduction
Cellular component (GO): cytoplasm
Source: RefSeq, a predicted model, not a curated record
AAUCGGAUGACGUCACGCGUAGUAAUACACGUCGAGAGCGCAUGGCGAGUGGAGCGUCUGCAGAGGCUGCGCGAAGUGGGAACUGCUUUCGAUUGUUGGCGGGCGCCGCCAUCUUGGUCAGUGAGCUUGCGAGUGGCUGUACGACGAGGUGUACGUAUUUCGGUGAAACGAGUAUUUGGUGCGAUUUCCCUGAAACCUUUCGUCUACCCGUGAAAUCCACAAGCAUCCAAGAUGUCGGAACGGGAGGACAACGUUUAUAAAGCGAAAUUGGCUGAGCAAGCGGAACGCUACGACGAAAUGGUCGAGGCGAUGAAGAAGGUUGCCUCGCUGGACGUGGAGCUGACCGUCGAGGAGAGGAAUCUCCUUUCUGUCGCCUACAAAAAUGUGAUCGGUGCGAGAAGGGCGUCUUGGAGAAUAAUAUCUAGCAUUGAACAAAAGGAGGAGAACAAAGGCGCCGAGAGAAAGCUGGAGAUGAUCCGCCAGUACCGAUCUCAGGUCGAAAAAGAACUGAAAGACAUCUGCGCUGAUAUCCUCGGAGUUUUGGACAAACAUCUGCUCCCAUGUGCGUCUACUGGAGAGUCGAAAGUCUUCUAUUACAAAAUGAAGGGCGAUUAUCACCGUUACCUUGCUGAGUUCGCCGUCGGCAACGACAGGAAGGAAGCGGCAGAGAACUCUCUGGUCGCUUACAAAGCGGCGAGCGACACCGCCAUGACCGACCUUCCACCGACUCAUCCCAUCCGCUUAGGAUUGGCGCUCAACUUCUCCGUGUUCUAUUAUGAGAUCCUCAAUAGUCCCGACAGAGCAUGUCGUCUCGCGAAAGCUGCCUUUGACGACGCGAUCGCGGAACUAGACACGUUGUCCGAGGAGAGUUACAAAGAUUCUACCCUCAUCAUGCAGCUUCUCAGGGACAAUCUUACUCUCUGGACGUCGGAUAUGCAAGGAGACGGGGAGGGCGAACAGAAGGAGCAGUUGCAAGAUGUGGAAGAUCAGGACGUAUCGUAACUCUAACUGUAGUGAGUGUUAUCUUGCGCAUAUAAAACUGAAAAAACACAAGAAAGCAAAAAACUCUUAAUAACUUGUAAGCAAAAGAAAACAAUUCAGCAGGUGGCAGUUCGGGGUGGGAAGGGGAGAUGUUUAGCCAUUGCGUGACCCUAAGCACGCACGUACGGUUACUCCAAAAAAAAAUACAAACAAAAAAGAAAAAAAAUCAUUCGAAAUAACAUACACACAUUGAAUUAAGGAGCGCGCAGAAAAGUAACAACGUAAAAAAGGACGUACACUCUGCGGUAAAUAGGGAGACUGCAAGAGCAUUUAGAGUGGCACUAUUCUUUGCCUUCUUUACGUAUUGAGAAGAAAACAAAAAUGCUGUCUUUUUCAGUGGACGAUGUCGAGAAUGUUGAGUUGGCGCCGACUGACGUUAUGCGCAUAUAUUCAUCCAUAUUAAUUAAACAAAACAACAAAGAAGAAAAACACGAAAUGAAAGAAACAAAAAGAGAGAAGAAUAUGCGCUAACCCAGUCGGAAUAAACUCUCAUUUUUUGUUAGUUUCAGUGAGUGAGAACGAAUAGCAUUAUCCCCCACCCAUAACGUUUCACCAAUAACGAAACAUGUUAAUGGCUCGACGUCGAUCUAAGUGCAUAUUGUGUUCGUUUGUUUUCACCCAUCCCCAAUCUCCUCCUCGUCCUCUUCCCCGCUUUUUUACUGCGCGCAUCAUUAUUCUCGCAUACUAUAAUAAAUAACGUUAUUAUUAAUGUAUGCGUGUAAAUCGAGUGUAAAUCAUCUGUUUAUCUAAGGGAUAAACGCGUCUCCUCCAGAGUUGGAGAUACGUGGUUGAUCGAUGUGUUGGCUAAGAAAACAGUCAAAAUAGAACCACGCGCCUUCAUCUCUGCUUUCUGUAUAAGAUAUUAUGAAUGUACUUCCGACGAAGUGUCCCGGUUUGCAAACCAAGUAAUUUCAUACACCAUAUAGAUUUCGAGCAUGGGUUCUCUCGUGUAGUCACUUUUAAAUAUGAUUUAAGAACAUGCGCUUACCGCGAAAGCGACGUACUUAACAAAAUGCAAUAACAUCAGUCUGUCUUAAGUCUGGCUUUCGCAGAAUCAAAUUUCAUGUUAAAAUCGAGAACAACAAAUUCUUUUAAUUGUGAGUGAGAAACAAAAUGUACACUAUUCUCGACGUGCUCUUUCAUACUCCGAUCAGUCGUACUCCAUCACGACGAAAGAGCACUCUGGUCGUCGAGAGGAGGGUUGAAAACAAAGAAAUCACGGUAAAUGAAUUUUUAACACGAAGAAGAGAAAGAAUGGGCAAAUUACGUUUCACAGACAGGAAAUAGCAGGAAACAAGUAGCUAUCUAGCUAGUCUGUAAUUGUGGUUGUACUUUUUCAUACGCCCCCUCUGUAAACUAUAACGAUCACUGUGGUAUAACGAAUUACAGAAUAAACGAUUGUAUCCCGACUCGUUCUUCACCCGCGCUCACUUUUGCUAUUAUCACUGUCCUCGAUUCCACUGUAUCUUAGUUGAUCUUAGCCGUGCGUCCAUUCACCUUUUUAUCGAUGAACCAUUCCGUCGAUUUUCGCUUACGAGAAAAAGAAAUAUAUAUAUUAAAAAAACAGCCGGGAAACAUUCCAAUGAUAAAACGUUAGACGGACUUCAUUAGUCUUUACGCGAAGAAUUUGUUUGCGCAUCUUAAUCGAGGUAAGCUUAGCGAUACAACAGUAGAAUUAUUUGUUUGUCAAGGUAAAUAGUGUCGGUCGAAAAUUUGUUAUGUCAGCGUUGUAAAACGAUCCUUUAAGUGCAAUGUUUCUGUGUUCAAGAAUAGUAACGUCUUGCUUGAUGAUUCAAACAUGCAAAGAAGUUACAUGUGCAAGGUUGCGUGCUUGCAUAUCUCAGUCGUAACAAAUAUGUUUCUGACCGUCACUGUGUUACAUGUAGAAAAAAACCUUCAAUCCGUGCAGUUUUCUCUCGCGAUCGAGAAAAUGUCGAUGACGUUCGUGUAAGCGUGCAGCAAAAAAGCGAGGUGUAUACCUGAAGAGAGAAACAGAAGCCGAAGGGAACGCGCUAAAUGAAAAAUGAAAAAUCGAGAACUCUGCCUAGAAAUUUUUUGGUGUACAUCGUGCCCCUGUAUUUAGGUAUUAAUAACACGAUACAAAUUGAUAAUCAUGUUAUAAAGUAACGUUACAAAGAAUAACUCAAAGUAAUAUCAACGGCACCGUAAGUAAGUAUAUGCGAGUAAUCUUAAGAUCAUAAAAUUAAGGUAUUGAAAGAAAAAAAAAAAAAGAACAAGAAUUUAAUCGACGCGAAUCGUUCAAGCGAUAAUGUGGAGAGAAACGAACAGUUUAGAGCGUAUCGUGGAAUAAAAAGCAAAAAAGAAAUCACCAUCCCGAAAGUAAUUUUGAUAAUCGUGUGAGAAACACGCCAUGAAAGGUAAUGGAACCGUAAGAAGGGAAGAAUAAAGAACAGUGGAGGAGCAAAGAAAAUAUCGGAAUCAUUGGAUAAGAAUUGCAUAUAAUAUAUAUUAUAUAUAUAUAGUUUACGUAAAAUAUACGUAAUACGUGCAUAACAUACCACGCGUACGAGCGAUAAAUCUUUGAAAAAGAAAAAAAAAAAAAAGAAAAAGCAAAAUUUUAAGGUACAG